GAUUCUCCAUAUAUAGCAAGCCGCCGCCCCGUCCGUCCGGGCUCCGGACUCCGGAUCCACCGCCGCGCCGCCGCACUCUCCCUCUCUUUCUCUUCACCCCCAAAGUCCCCGCCGCCUGCCAGCCUGUGCCUGCCCAAAAGCAAAAAUGGCGCCUUCGCCGCGCCGGCCCGUGCUGGUGCUGCUCCUGCUGCUCGCGCUUCUCUGCUCCCACGUCGCGCUCUGCUCCUCCGCCGAGCCGGGGAAGCCAAAGCCCAAGCCCAAGGUCUCCGGCGGCCGCAAGGCGCUGCUGGCGGACGACGACGGCGAGGAGGUGCCCGCCGCCAAGCCGGCCAAGACGGCCGCGGCAGGGAAGACCAAGAAGAAGCUGCUCGCCGGCGACGCCGCUUCCAAGAACCAGACCAAGGUUGCCAAGGCUAAGAAGCCAGAGUCAGCCGCUGCCGCCGCGGCGAAAGGGACCACCAAGAAGCCUGCUGGCAAAGCGGCUGCGGGUGGGGAUGCCGCCAUUGCCAAGGUCUCCAAGGCCCCCAAGGUCCCUAAGGCGGAAAAGGCGGAUAAGGCCAAGGUCCCGAAGCCGGACAAGGCUGCGGCGGCGGCUGCUGGUGCCAAGGCCAAGGGCGCCGAUUCAACCAAGCCUGCCAAGGUUUCCAAGACGGGCGCCAAGGCGGUAAAGCCACCCAAGACGGGCGCCAAAUCUGAGGUUGCCGCCGUGGCUGGGAAGGCGAAGAAACCGGCAGCGGCCAAUUCGACCGCGGAUGCCGGUGCCAAGCCGGUCAAAUCCGGCAAGAAGGCGGCGCAGGUGGUUGCCGACGCGAAGCCGAAGGUGAAUGCCACCGUCGUGAGCAAGGAGGAGUCGGCGGCGACGGAAACGGCGGAGGUGGAGGUUGAGGAGGACGUGGUGUUCGCCAAGGAGGCGGAGGAGGGCACGGACGACCUCAUCUCCGAGUUCCGGGACCUGCCCAGUCGGCUGCAGGAGACGCUGAUGCCCGACCUGGCGCGCCUCUCGCACCACUCCAAGGCGUACCUGUCAGCGGCGAACGCCGGGAUCGCCGACGGCGUGCGCCCGAUCCUUGGCGGCCGGUGGGCGGCAGUGGCCGCCUCCGCGGCGUCGGUGGCGGUGCUCCUGCUGCCGCUCUUCAUGCUCACCGCGCUGGUGCGGCGCAUGGGCCCGUACCUGCCUCUCCUCCACCGUGCGCUGCUGCUGGCGCAGGCGUACCUCGCCAUCUACUUCGCCACGCUCGCGCUCGCCGCGGCCGCCACGGGGCUGGAGCCACUGCGCUUCUUCCACGCGGCCUCCCCGGCCGCCUACGCCUGGACGCAGGCCGCGCAGUCCCUCGGCUUCAUGGGCUACCUCGUGCUACAGAUGGUGGACCUCGUCGCCGUCUUCUCCGGCGCCGCCUCCCCCGAGGACGACGGCAAUGGGGACGCCGCCAAGGCGCUCGGCCUCGCGCAGAUGGUGGUGGGCCUCGCCGUCGGCCUGCACUACUACGCCGCUGUCUUCCACCGCGCCGCGGCGGGGGAGGCGCCCCGUGCCAACUGGCGUGUCUACGCCGUGUACGCGGCCUGCUUUGCGAUCGUCUGCGCCUGCGCGCGCGCCGAGAGGAGGAAGAAGGCCUACCUCGCGGGCACCGACGGCGCCGCCGAGGAGUGGAAGAAGAGCUGAGCUGCUCAUCUCCUCUCGGGAAACAUGGCUAGAUCAGAAUUUGGGAGGGACUUUUCUGAAAGGAAAUCCCAAUAUGGCGGAAGCCCAAUGGCGUGAGUGUAAGAAGGCCCAGAAUUUAGGAAGAAAAGGAGGAUAUAAAAGUAAAAGAAGAAGGGAGACAAGCUGUGAUUUUUCUUUUUUCCUUUUCUACAUUUAUUAUUUAUAUAUGUUCCCCUUUUCGUUUUAAGUUAUUGGUUUGAGUACAGAGGGAUAAUAAACUCAUAAACCUGGAUGGAAUGACCAGGUUUAGUUCAGGGAUUUCUCUGGCUCUGGCCAUGUCAACUUCAUUGCUCUGUUCAUGUUAAUAUGCAUUGAUCAGAUGGCUUGAACUCUGCUUAUUUUA
Molecule: messenger RNA, 2042 nt
Organism: Sorghum bicolor (sorghum)
Lineage: Eukaryota; Viridiplantae; Streptophyta; Magnoliopsida; Poales; Poaceae
Exons: 1
Coding region: 146-1660 (504 amino acids)
Source: RefSeq, a predicted model, not a curated record